UCAGUCUGUGAAAAUUGGGGGUUUGCGCUUGUUUGUAUGUGUGUGUGUGUGUGGUGUGUCUGGUGUGUGUGUGUCGGGUCUUUCUUGCCUCUGGCAUUGAAAGGUCCUGGUGUAGGUUACAGAUUGUGAAAUUUGGCUCACACGUGUGCCGGCUAAUAAAAAUGUUCAAAGGUUGCUGACUGCUCAGCAUGACUUGGUCAGGCAGGACAAGGGAGACUGUAGUCCCAGCCAGGAAAGGCACUUUCACCUACACCGCAAGAUGGAGCCAGUCUGUCUCCCAGCGCUGUCCCGAGUUGCCAUCUGCGGCGGUACCCAUGGCAACGAGAUGUCGGGCGUGUACCUGGUGAGGGAGCUGCAGAGGCAGAAGCUGGAGAAGGCAGGGUCAGCGACCUUGACCACGGUCAUAUCCAACCCACGUGCCGUCCAAGUGUGCAAAAGAUACACCGACAUGGACCUCAACCGCUGUUUCACUGACGCCAUACUUAGUUCACCUGUGACGGACGCCACCCCGUACGAGGUGAGGCGAGCCCAAGAGCUGAACACACUGCUUGGGCCCAAGGGCAACGUGGGGGCCAUGGACCUGGUGUGUGACCUCCACAACACCACAGCCAACAUGGGCCUCAGCCUCAUCUCCUACUCUGUCCAAGACUGGGUCAUCAUGCACAUCUAUAGACAAGUCCAGAGGAAGAUAACCUCAGCGCCCGUGAGGUUUAUCCUGCUGGAUCUACCCCUAGCUGAUGCCUACUCUCAGGACUCCCUGGGCAAGCAUGGCUUCUCGAUAGAGGUGGGACCUCAACCCCAUGGUGUGGUCAGAGCCGACAUCUUCAACAUCAUGAAGGAGGCGGUCGACCAGACACUAGAUUGGGUCCAGUGCUUCAACUCAGGAAGUGCCUUUGAAGGUGGCGAGGUGGACGAUGUGUACACCUUUGUGAAGAGUGUAUACUACCCAAGAGACCCAGAGACCAAUCAAAUCACUGCUGCCAUACAUCCCCAAGUACAGGACCAUGACUUCUGCCUCCUCCAUCCGGGAGAUCCCAUGUUCCUGAUGUUUUCUGGGGAGAUAGUGAAGUACGAAGGGGAAGAAGUCCUCCAUCCCUUCUUUGUGAACGAGUGUGCAUACUAUGAGAAGAGUAUUGCCUUCCACCUGGCACGAAAGAUGACAGUCACUAUACCCCCCUUGCAAGUGAAGAGAGAUUGAUGAAGGGAGAGGGGGAGGAAAAGAGAAUUUAAAGAGUGGGAUAAUUAAAGGGAAAACACACACAACCUUAAGAAGCACUAACUAGUCUAACCUCAUUUUCAAUUGAUUUUGAAUUCCACUGUUUUUUUAUCAUCAACAAAUAACAUCAGGCAUACCUGUAUGUGAAAUUAUGCAAUUCAAUCCAAUAAUCUAGUAUGUCAAUUAAACAUUUACAUUUUUUGUUUAA
Oncorhynchus tshawytscha (Chinook salmon) is the source of this 1424-nucleotide messenger RNA. RefSeq names its product N-acyl-aromatic-L-amino acid amidohydrolase (carboxylate-forming) B. Gene Ontology annotation, molecular function: hydrolase activity, acting on ester bonds; aminoacylase activity. Lineage: Eukaryota; Metazoa; Chordata; Actinopteri; Salmoniformes; Salmonidae. Bases 260 to 1198 code for a protein of 312 amino acids. The record is from RefSeq and is a predicted model, not a curated record. The transcript is spliced from 7 exons.